This is a messenger RNA of Brassica rapa (field mustard), 2099 nucleotides long. Its product is annotated as BOI-related E3 ubiquitin-protein ligase 1-like. Gene Ontology annotation, molecular function: ubiquitin-protein transferase activity. The record is from RefSeq and is a predicted model, not a curated record. Gene Ontology annotation, biological process: regulation of programmed cell death. Lineage: Eukaryota; Viridiplantae; Streptophyta; Magnoliopsida; Brassicales; Brassicaceae.
UUUGGAAAAAAAAAAAAAUUUUAUCCUCCCGCAACCGCCCGCAACCGCAAACGCUAGCUGGAACCAGCUUUUGAAUUUAUGAGGUUCAGAGCGAUUUGGAAUGGUUUGGAGCGGUUUGAGCGAUUGUUGCAAAACACCAACAACCGCUAUCAACCGCAAAAGCUGCGUUUGCGGGUGGUAGCGGGAAAACCAGUCAUACCCUAAAUGCAUGAACGUGACAAGCGUGGAGAAGAAUUGACACGUGUAGCAUUUGUGACGUGCCAGCCACUGACAUUAUUUUCUUUUGUCUUCUGCUUCAUUCAACGAGUAAAUUAAAAAGGAAACAAAGAAACUUUAAGGAAAUACUCAAAUACCCCUUAAGAUUCUGAAAUGAUGGACAUUGACGAAUCAUAUCAUCGUUCAAAUAUUUGGUUAGUAAAUCAUUCCUAUUUUCUGCAAGAUGCGUUAUAUUUUUUCUUUUAACUAUUUUAGUUUAACGACUCCUAAUUUCGUGUAGUCAAAUCAAAACUGAAAUAAAAUCUUCAAUUUUUCAAAAAAAAAAAAUCUUCAAGUUCAGACAGAUUUUAUUUCCUUAUGUUAUGCCCUGGAAAAUAACAAGAUUGAAAAUUACAUUUAUGCAAAAGAUACUACACACGGGAACAUAUCAAAUUUCAUGGAAAUAUGACUAAAGAAAAGAAAAAUAUUUCUUAAUGAGUAUGGUAAGACUUUAUUUGUUUGAACAUUAUUUACAAAGAAAAUAUACACUACAGAUUUUGUGCACAUACGAUAAGUCCAUAACACUACAAGUCAAGUCAAUCGAAAAGAUAUAUAUGGUCACAUGUGUGCUGGUGUUUGUUCAGAUUAUAUACUAAUAAGUAAUUUAAUUGUAAAGUUGGAAACGAUAAAUUAUUCUGUUUCUAAAAAUAAAAUGAUAUGAACAAAUCUCUUAAUUUAAAUAUUUUGACCUUAUAUAAAAGCCACAUCCUUUGUUUUCGUAGCCACAACUAGUCCUCUCUCCUCUCUAAACGUCAUCUCUUAACAUGAACAAUCAAAUCAUCCCCGACGGUUUUCCGGUGAUAUUCGGAGACCGGCAGUUACAGCACAUGCAGUCUCGCGCCGCAUAUCCAAUUCAAACCGCACCAAGCGUCAACAAAUACCAUUUCAACCAAUCUCCAGCGAUAUUUAAACGACAGAGAGAUUAUGCGCUUGACUCCAACGCUCUAAUGACAGCUCAGAAACGUAGGUCCGUUGCGUUUUCCCCGCCACAGUCUCUAAUUGAGGCACAACUCGUUUCUCAGGUCCAGCAGCAACAAACAGAUAUCGAUCUGUUCGCCACACAGCAAACGCAAACGCUCAGAUUGGAGUUAGAAGCGAGGCAGAGAACGCAAACGUUAUCCUUAGCGUCAGCGGUUCAGUCCGCGUUUGUCAAAAAGCUUAAACAGAGAGACGACGAGAUCGUCCGAAUGGGGAAACUAAACUAUGUUUUGCAAGAACGAGUGAAGAGUCUCUACGUCGAGAAUCAGACCUUGCGUGACCUCGCUCAGACCAAUGAAGCUACAGCUAACACUCUCCGGUCAAAUCUUGAACAUGUUCUCGCUCAGGUCGACGAGUUCCCGGCGACCGCAGCAGCCGGCGGAGAUGUUUUUCGUCCUCCGGUAGAAGAGGAUACGAUAUCCAGCUGCGGGAGCUGCGACGGUGCUGAUGGUGGUGAUGUCACGGCGGUCACAAGAGGAUGCAAACGGUGCGGUGAAAGAACGGCUAGUGUAUUGGUGCUGCCUUGCCGUCACUUGUGUUUGUGUACAGUUUGUGGAUCGGCUCUGUUACAGUCGUGCCCUGUAUGCAAUACGGUCAUGCAUGCUAGUGUCCAUGUUAACAAUAACAUGUCAUGAGACUCUUGACCCAUAUUUAAAAAAAUAUAUAUAUAUUUCGUUUUUUUGCGAAGGAUUUGAUAGCAGAGUACAAGAAACUAGGUAAUAAUCCGCUUCUUGCGCGAAAUGUGAUUAUUAGUUUUGUUAUUUUUUAAUAAUGAAACAUUAAUCUGUUUAAUCUGGAUAUCGAUUCGGUUUUAGAUUGUUUUUUAGUUUUUAAUCUCCUAAAAUAUAACUAUCAUUUUAAAUCAA